Molecule: messenger RNA, 2809 nt
Organism: Aphis gossypii (cotton aphid)
Lineage: Eukaryota; Metazoa; Arthropoda; Insecta; Hemiptera; Aphididae
Product: putative inhibitor of apoptosis
Exons: 8
Coding region: 776-2206 (476 amino acids)
Source: RefSeq, a predicted model, not a curated record
UGGGCAUGACGCAUCACCAUAUAUAUAGUAUACUAUAUACUUCUCGAUGCGCAUGACUGUGUAGUGAGUUUUGCUUUUGCUUAUAUCCAAGCCGGCACGUUGGUACAGCUGCACAAACAAUAAUUAACGAAAGAUAAUUAUUAUUAAUUAAAUUACUUUUAGAUUUAAGAAAAUUAAAUAAAAAUUAUCUGUUCAACAGUACAAGUAAAUAUUAAUCUACAAACAAUAAUUAUCAUUUAUCAGUAAUUAAGUAUUUUUAAAUUUAAGAAAAUUUAUUAUCUUUGCAAUUAUAAAAACAUAAAUUAUUAUUAUAAUAGUACAUAUUAUAACGAUAUCAAUAUACGAAUGAUAAAUUCCGCGGUCUGUAAAUUCAUGUACAUAGGCGGCAUAUUAACUUCUUUACGACAGUAUAUUAUGGCUCUGACAGUCAACACGACGCUCAGUCGCUCACCUAACACAUUCUCAAGAAAUAUUCUAUUUUUCUGUUGAUUUUUAUAAAUGUAAUAUAUGUAAUUUUCUGUAACACUAUCUUUCGAUUUAUUUAUUAUAACAUUUCAAUAUAUUUCUUUCUCUUCUGAUUAUUUAAUAUCUACUAUACCCAGUCGGACAAGAUACAGCACCUGAUGACCAUAAGUUGUUCGAAAGAUAAGAAGAAGUUGCAGUCACCUUUUGUUCGGUGCCCCUAAUAGACGUGCUAGUUUUCAUCACUUUUUAUUUGUCCGUCAACGACGUAUUUUGUGAAUCCAAACACAAAACCGCUAGCACCGAAUACAGGAUGGAUAUUGACAUGAAUAUUAAUAUGGAUUUUGAAAGUCGUUUGAAAACCUUUAAUGAAAAUUGGAGUCUAACUUUUAUAUCACCCUUUGAAAUGGCCCAAGCUGGUUUUGCUUACUUAGGUGUUAAACAUCUAGUGAGAUGUAGUACUUGCAAAAUAAGACUUUCUACAUGGCGAAAUGGUGAUAAUCCAUUAUGUAUACAUUUUAGUAUCGCUACUAAUAGAUGUGGAUUUCUUCGAGAGUCUAUGACGACAAGUAGAGGUCGUAUGAAUACGUUUCAAGACUGGCCUGUUACCUUUUUAAAACCUCGUGAUAUGGCCAAAGCUGGUUUUGUUUACACAGGUGUUGGAGAUAAGGUAAAGUGUUUUACGUGCUUGGAAGAAUUUGAUAAAUGGGAAAAAAAUGAUACUCCAAUGGGUGAACAUAUGAAUCACAGUUCACAAUGUCCAUUCGUGAUUUCAUACAAAAGAAAAUUUAACAAUCCUUCUGGUCCCUAUGGCUUAACCAGUUUGGGAGUAAAAACGAUAGAAGAUAAGUUACAUACUGAGGGUAUUGUGCUAUUUGUAAAUCCUUUAUUUUAUGAAACAAUGGUUGCCUUGAAUGCCCGCCUCAAAUCAUUUAAUAGAUGUGUGAUAUCAUUGCAACUAGAUAUUAAUGCUGUAUGUAAAGCUGGAUUUUUUUAUUCAGGCAAUGGUUAUACUGAUAGUUUGACUUGUUUUUAUUGUGGUGUUACUAUCAUUAAAUGUAAUGGAGACUUUGACCCAUGGGAAGUACAUGCCGAAAUGUCGAAAACUUGUAAUUAUUUGUUUUUAAAGAAAGGCAAAAGCUUUUGCGACAGGGCGAAUGACGUGGAAAGCGAUGAAAUAAAAUCCAAUCAACUGAAAUUAUUCAAGUUGAUUGCUGCAAAGAAAAAUACACUCACACUCAAAUCUAAAAUGAGUAUACAAUCAACAAAAAAGCAUUUUAAGGAGAUAAAAAUUACCAAAAUAUUAUCUGAUAAAAUUGAGGAGCAUCUUUUUCAAAAGCUAGCACCAAAUUUAUUACCAGAUAAUAUGUUAUGCAAAAUUUGCUAUAAGGAAGUAAUCGAAGUUGCUAUUGUCCCUUGCGGUCAUGCUAUUGCCUGCAUUGAAUGUGCUUUAUCGUUUAAUUAUUGCUCCAUGUGUAGAAUGUCAUGCUCAAGAUUAAUUAGAAUACAUUUAUGUGUGAAUAAAAAAAAUGAUGAAAAUCUCAAACUAAAACCGUGCAGUUCAAAAAUGUCUUCAGGCGAUGAAUUGAACCCAAAGCUUUGCAAAGUUUGUCUUAAAGAAGAAAUGUCAACAGUAUUUUUACCUUGUAGACAUGUCUAUACCUGUGUUAAAUGUGCAGAAGAAACAAGUGAGUGCCUUGUUUGUAGAGAAGAUGUCUAUUCUUUUAUUAAAAUAUACUUAUAAGCUUUACAUAACACAUUUUUAUUUUUUUAUUUUUGUGACUUGUGUCUACCAAUAAAAUGACAUAUUUUUAAUAAUAAGCAAUGCAUAAAAUAAUAACAAUAACACUUAGUUAGGUUUUAUAAUGUAGAGUUUCAUAAUGUAAAAUAAAUAUUUAUUAUUACUAACUAUUAAGUGUCGUCAUUAUUGUAUGUCUGACUAGAAAUACCUUAUUGUUUUUAGGUAAAUCAUUUGUGUUUAAUGCAUUAAUGAAUCAUUUUAUAUAACUUAUUUUUUUAAGUAUCUUAAGUUUUAAUUUAACUUGUGUAUUAUUCAUUUUUUUUUUGUGAUAAAUAAAAGCCAAAGGCUUUUUAAGGUGGUUGAAGUCGGUUAAAUGAAUGGGCCAAGUAUAUUUUCUAAAAUAUACCUAAUAGAGAUUUUUUUGAAACAUAAAUUUAUUACUUCUGUGUGAUAGAACACUAUUUCUUUAUUUUAAAUAUUUUUAAAAUGACUUAAACCACUUAAAUUAUUUGUAGAUAUGUGUUUAUGUUUUUUUACAUUUAUUUGAAUUCAAUUAUUUUACAUACAUUUUUUUUAAUUAACUUAUUUAUUAUUCAAGUGUGUAAU